AUGGAUAAGCAACCGCAAAAUGAGCAAUGUGGACAAUCGAAAUCAGGCAGUGAAUCUGAAACACCCAAUUCAAAGUCAGUUCCACAUCCAAAAUAUGAUUCAGGAACGAACGCAUUGGAUCUCAUCAAUGAUGUUGAUUUGAAAGGCAAAACUGCUCUAAUAACCGGAACAAAUUCCGGAAUCGGUCUUGAAACGGCAAGAACUUUAUGUCUUUGUGGUGCCCAUAUUGUUAUGGCCAACAGGAAUAUGGUUGCAUCGGAGCAAAUUCGCGAUAAAAUUAUGAAAGAAAAAGUAUCAAACAAUUCACUUCGAAAAAUAUAUUCGCUUCGAGAUAAUGAAAUUAGCAGUGAAUUACAGCCUGACGCCGAAAUUGACCUGUUGAAUUUGGAUUUGAGUUCUUUGCAAUCGGUAGAAGCUGCAGCGAAAAAUUACCUGUCGAAAGAUUGGCCUUUGCACAUUCUAAUUUUGAAUGCUGGUGUAUUUGGACCUCAGGAAAAGAUAACGGUUGACGGUUAUGAAAGGCAUUUUGGUGUUAACCAUCUCGGUCACUUCUACUUAACUUACCUGCUGCUACCGCGAUUGCGAGAGAGUGCUCCAUCACGAAUUGUUAUUGUUUCUUCGGUGUCACAUACACAUACAGGAAUUGCCCCUUCAAUGUCAACAGAUGAAAAAUUACGGAUUCUCACUGCGUUAACGCCCAGUUAUUCAGCAAAAUUCUUCUAUCGUUUAUAUGCAAACUCGAAACUUUGCAACAUUUUAAUGGCAAUGAAGUUACAUCGAAUGGAGCAUCAAAAUGGAGUCAACACUUACGUCCUUCAUCCAGGAACUAUGAUCGCUUCUACUGGUAUCGCUCGAGGCUUUGGUUUCCUCGCUCCUCUGUAUAAUGCAUUAAUAAAACCGUUCACAAAAUCACUUCAGCAAGGUGCUGCCACCACCGUGUAUUGUGCUGUAUCCGAGCAUCUCAAUAGUGUAGGAUUUUUUUGCAUUCACUAUUUAUUGAAGGGAACGUUGAGGAAGAUCCCACCUUAUCCAUGCAAAAAUAUGGUCGAUGGUGUACAAUCAAAAGUGAUCCGUUUACAGGAAAGUGGAAAAUAUUACGAAAACUGUUGUGAUGGUGAGAACGGACUCAGUGGCGCAUUAGCUCACGACGAAGCACUCCAAGAUGCGCUAUGGGACAAAUCGGUGGAACUCAUCGGAAAAUAUGAGAAGAAUCGUGCUGGGAAUUGA
Messenger RNA from Anisakis simplex (herring worm), 1227 nucleotides. NCBI's taxonomy places the organism in Eukaryota, Metazoa, Nematoda, Chromadorea, Rhabditida, Anisakidae. The record is from the annotation of a GenBank genome assembly.